This is a messenger RNA of Iphiclides podalirius (scarce swallowtail), 255 nucleotides long. The record is from the annotation of a GenBank genome assembly. NCBI's taxonomy places the organism in Eukaryota, Metazoa, Arthropoda, Insecta, Lepidoptera, Papilionidae.
AUGACCCAUAUUCGAAAACGUUCGCGCCGAAAGUGCGCGGCGGGCGCGAAAGGGGACGCCGAGAAUUUCGUGCUCGGUUCCGGCGUGCCGGCGCGCGAACGCACACACACGCGCGCCCGUAAUCGCCGAAUUGACACCGGCUACAUUCAAUUGGAGCGGGACGGAGAUAGACGAGCGCGCGCGCCAGAGCGGGAGAGAGCUAGCAAGGUUACGCUCAUGGCCGCUGUCAUAAGACUAGUGCUGGGCGCCUCCGUG